CGGCGGCGGCGGCUGUGUGCACGGGUGGUGGAUCUGGAUGUAAAACUCCCGAAUAUCCAGCCAGCUCCUGUUGCUUAGAUGGCGCUGCCCACCCUCUCCUCGCUCUGGAUCAGCCGCAACAGGGCUCUGGAGAAGCAGAUCGUACGCCACCGUGAGCAAGAGGCCCACUUCCGUCGGCAGUGGGAGCUCCACAGCCGCUAUUUUAAAGAGUCGGGGGUGCACAGCCAGAAGCAGGAUCAGUGGAGUUCGAGGCAGUCCUACCAGCAGAGCAUGACUGCUUAUCACCGGGAGCGGCUGAAGGAAGAAAAGCAGAUCAGCCUGGAGCAGAGGCGAGCACGACUCCAGAAACUGCUGUGUGAGGAACGCGAGAUGCUGGCAGCAGAGCUGCGGGAGCUGAGGCUGAACAAGGAUGCGUCCCUGAGUGAGAUGAGGCAGAAGCACGAAGCGCUAAAGUCUGCCAGGGAGGAGCAAAGGAAACAGAUUGCAGAAGAUCUUCUGCAUGAAUGCUGGAAGAAGAACAGCGCAAAGCUCAGAGAGGUUGAGUCUGAACUGCACAAGAAGCACGUGGUGGAGGCGUGGGGGGACCAGCUGACCCAAAAGCAACAGCAAGACGCGACUGAGCGGGAAGAGAAGAUCCACUUGGAAAAUAAAUACGAGAGAGCUCGGAGGGAAGCCCUGGAAAGGUUGAAGCAGGAAGAGGAGAGGAGGAAGCAGACAGAGAAGGCACAGGCUGAGUCCCUGCGGCAGCAGAUGGAAGAGCUCAAGCGGCGGGAAGCAGAGGCAGCCAAGCUGAAGGAGGAGGAGGAGGGCCUGAUGAAGCAGCAGUGGGAGCUGGAGGUGCUGGAGGAGCAGAGGAAGCAGACGGAGCAGAACAGGAAGAGGCUGGAACUCGGGCGCUUCCUGAAGCACCAGUAUCGAGCCCAGCUGAAGAGGAGAGCUCAGCAGGUCCAGGAAGAGCUGGAGGAGGACAGGCAGAUCCUCCUCGCACUGGCAGCUGAGGAGGACAAGGACCGGAGCCUGCAGACCGCCCGCCGGGAGCAAGCCGUUGCUGCCGCCGCCUGGAUGAAGGAGGUGAUUGAGGAGCAGUUGCAGCUGGAGAGGGAGCGCGAGGCGGAGCUGGACACCAUCUUCAGGCAGGAAGCCAGGCAAGUGUGGGAGAAGCGAGAGGAAGAGUGGGAGAAAGAGCGGAUGGCCCGAGACAGGCUCAUGGCUGAGGUCUUGGCAGAGAGACAGCAGCAGAUCCAGGAGAAGAUGGAGUGGAACAGGCGGGCCCAGGAGGAAUCUGUCAGGUACCGGGAACAGCUGAUCCAGGAGCUCGAAGAGGCAAAGCAGCUGACGCGGCGGGAGAAGGAAGAGGAGGCUGAGCUGAGAACCGCCCGCAAGCGAGAGCUGGAGGCCCAGGUGGGAGAGGGGGCAGGGCAACAAGGUCCCCUGCUGCUGGGCACGGACCACCUGGCUGGUGGCGGUGGCGGCAGCCUGGGGGAUGUGCAGAAAGGGGAGAGCAGUCCGGAAUGA
Gekko japonicus is the source of this 1515-nucleotide messenger RNA. RefSeq names its product trichoplein, keratin filament binding (gene TCHP). NCBI's taxonomy places the organism in Eukaryota, Metazoa, Chordata, Lepidosauria, Squamata, Gekkonidae. The transcript is spliced from 11 exons. Gene Ontology annotation, biological process: apoptotic process. Gene Ontology annotation, cellular component: keratin filament. The record is from RefSeq and is a predicted model, not a curated record. The coding region runs from base 79 to 1515 and encodes 478 amino acids.